AUGUCCGACCGAAAGUACGAGUAUCAACCCCUGAAUCUGCCCGUCGAGACAAGAAUACUGGUCUUGUCUCCGGGCCAAGACGACGACCCCCUCACCGGCACCCUGUUACCCAUGCCAAUUCGCUGCCGAGAUGAACCAUACACGGCGCUGAGCUACUGUUGGAACCAAAGCGUCAUGAAGGAUGCCCCCCCUCCUGAUUGCCGCCUCAUAUGCGCCGUGCGUACCGUACGGGAAGACGGUAGCACGGACGACUUUUUGGAAGAGUAUGCAUUCAAGGAUAUGCUAAACCAUCCGUUGCUUCGGUACAAUUACCUUCGCCUGGGUGGUCGUCUCCCCCAAGGCGUCAUGUUGCUGGACGGCAGUCCAGUAACCAUCGGCGGGGAAUUAAGCAGUGCACUACGACAGCUCCGGGACGAGCACGCGCCCGAACCUUUGCGAAUCUGGGUUGAUGCCCUCUGCAUCGAUCAGUCAAACCUUGCGGAGCGCAACGAGCACGUACAACUCAUGGGCCAGAUCUACGCCAAUGCAUCUCAUGUGCAUAUUUGGCUGGGUGAGAUGAUGGGCAUUGAGAGAGAGUUUAUGGAGAGCGUGGAGAAACUCGCACAGUUUGUCCAAGGUCUGCUGACUACUCAAGAGUUGGAUGAAGACGGCGCCAUCGCGCACAAGUACAAGUUCCAGUGGGACUUUUUCAACUCCCCUGAAGUCCAGGAGCUACACUGGGAUAAGAUUGCCGAAUUCCAUCGCACAUGGGUCAUCCAAGAGAUCGGCAACGCCCGCGACGCAACACUUCAUAUCGGUCCUUUGCAACUCGGCUGGGAAGCUAUGGCUCAGCUCGUAUCUCGGCUAAAGGAGAACCACCUCGACUCCCCUAUCGCUCAACACAAAGGCCUGAAGGCAAUAUGGAUAAUGGGUGGUAUUAGAGACGAAUUAGUCGACAUGAAACGGCCAUACUUCUCGUUGGAUCUUCUGGGCUUGCUUGAGAUGCUCAGGGACUUCAAGAGCACACUCGCCAGCGACAAAAUCUAUGGGGUGCUUGGUCUCACGAAAGAGAAAGACCAGGUCACGGUUGACUACUCCAAGUCACCUGAGGACGUCUUCACGGACCUUGCCAUCAGCUACCUUGACUCUGGAUCCAUUGACGUUCUCUGCCACUGUGUCGACGUCCCAGACAAAUCCCAGACACUCACCCUCCCGUCCUGGGUACCGGACUGGACUCGCUCCGGAUACGCCGAGCCCUUCCGGACCACCGGCCUCGAUGCCAACGCCUGCGGCAGUACUACCCCGUCUUUCCGCAUCGACACUACCACCAAAACCCUUCACAUCAAGGGCCGCCUGGUUGACCUCAUCGCCGGGGUGGACACCGUUCGCCGGAUUCCUACACCAUUGGAACCCUUCUUAUACUCUACGUCCGACCCCAACGCCUUAGACCCCAACUCUACCGUGAUCCAGAAAAUACUCGAUCCAACGCUCCGCAACCGUAGCCGACUCUUCGAGGGCAUCGCCCAUGCGGAAGAAUACCACCGCAACAUUAUCGGCCUCGCUCUCUCCCGGGUUGAACCCGCCGACGACGACGAGCACGACAACCACGACGAGCACGACAAAAACAACAGCCACGGCCACGGGUCCACUCCCUGCCCCCUCAAUAUCAUCCACAAUCCACGCGCACACUUCCCCGCCCUCUGCCAAACCUUCCACGUCCUGUGCCAAGGCACCCGGCCAACCGACUCACUCUCCCAUUUCCACCGCCUCGGCUUCGACAUCUACCUCGAAAGCGUCUUCCGAGCCGCAGACGGCAGCUUCAACAACGACGACAACAACGACGACAACAACAACAACGACAAGAACAACAAGAACCAAGACGCCCCACCCCCCGCGGGCCAACACCCCCGCGACGCCGCGGCGCAGCAAAUCAUCCGGACCAUGGCCGAGCACUUCCAGACGGAGCACCUGCCCGCAGGCGCGAGCCCGGAGGUCGCAGACGCGUUUGCGGCGGACAUGCUGACUGCGUAUGGCGCCGUGGUGCAGGCGCACGAGCGGUUCUGUUCGGGGAGGCGGUUUAUGAGGAGUGAAGGGGGCAGGUUUGGGUGGGGGGUGGAUGGGAUUGGGGAGGGGGAUGUGGUGGCUGUGUUGGAGGGGGGGAGGUGGCCGUUUGUGUUGAGGGAGGUGGGUGGGGGUGGGGAGGGCGGAAAAGGGGGUGGGAGGAAGUAUAGGAUUGUGGGGGAUUGUUAUUUGCGGGGGAUUAUGGAUGGGGAGGUUAUGGAGGAGGGGUUGGGUGAGGAGAUGGAAUUUGCUAUUGUGUAA
Molecule: messenger RNA, 2301 nt
Organism: Chaetomium globosum CBS 148.51
Lineage: Eukaryota; Fungi; Ascomycota; Sordariomycetes; Sordariales; Chaetomiaceae
Exons: 2
Coding region: 1-2301 (766 amino acids)
Source: RefSeq, a predicted model, not a curated record